UUGCCUUCUGGAUGAUUGGCAAAAACCACUGCAAUGUUUUCGUGCAGUCGAUCAGCUGCGUUUGCUUCUGUUCCAUAUUUUACCACCUUGUUGUCCAUUUGAUACUCGUAGCUGUAAAAUGACACUGGAAGCCAUCCGUUACACCUUCAAAUCCCCGCGUCCCGCUGCUGCAAUAACCGAUGGGGAUGUGGAGAUGCACCGCGGCGCGCAGCGUCAGCUCUCCAUCCUCAAUCAGCUGCUUCUACCUUCUGUCACCGAGUACCUACCUAUUCGCUCGGUGCAGAAUGCCUUCGAGGCCAUCCGUUCCAUGCAGGUGCGCGGCGCCCCGGCCAUCGCCAUCGUGGGCUGUCUGAGUCUGGCGGUGGAGCUGGACGGGAAUGACUUCCCCACCAUGGGCCGUCUGCUGGAGCACGUGGUGCGCAGUCUGCAGCAUCUGGUGGAGUCCCGGCCCACCGCCGUCAACAUGCGGACGGCCGCCGACCACGUGGGAGGGAUGGCGCAGGGAUUGUUUGAUGCCUUCGCCAAGGAAAACGAGCAGCGGAAUUACGGUGAAGAGGAGGUGGCGCGGCGCGUACAUGAAGCUAAGGAACGGUUGAUCGCGGAAAUGGAAGGGAUGCUGGCGAAGGAUAUCGCGGAUAACGUGGCCAUGGGCGAUUGGGGCGCUCGCGAUAUGCUGGCCCGGUGUCCGGGGAAGCAGCGGCUGAAUAUCCUCACGCACUGCAACACCGGCUCCCUGGCCACGGCCGGCUACGGGACGGCGCUGGGCGUUGUCCGGUCCCUGCAGAAGAUGAACAAGCUCGAGCAUGUGUUUUUCAACGAAACCCGACCGUAUUGCCAAGGUUCGCGUUUGACGGCCUACGAGUUGGUGACGGAGCGCAUCCCCAGCACCCUCAUCUGUGAUUCAGCAUCUGGCUGGCUGAUGGCCACCGGCAAGGUGGACUGCGUCGUCACCGGCGCCGACCGGGUCGCUGCUAACGGCGAUACUGCCAAUAAAAUUGGUACGUACAUGUUAGCGGUGCUGGCGGCCCACCACCGCCUGCCCUUCUACAUCGCCGCCCCCAUCACCACCUGCGACCUGACCAUCCCCUCGGGACGGGAGAUCGUCAUAGAAGAGCGGGACGCCGCGGAGAUCACCAGUAUCCGCGGCCAGCCCAUCAGCCCGGCCGGCGUCACCUGCUGGAACCCGGCCUUCGACGUCACCCCGGCCGCCCUCAUCACCGGCGGCAUCAUCACCGAGAAGGGCGUCUUCCGCCCCGAAGAACUACGCGCGGCGAUUAGUCAGUCCGGCGACGAGCCGAGCACGUUUAAGUAGAGCGCGCAGCGGAGAUGUGGUGAUGGUGGAGGAUGUGAUGCCGAAUUAUUUUGAUUUCUUGUGGCUAUGUGCCAAGUACUUUAUCGGUUUUAUGGCGGUUGCUUUAGUGGAACAGUAAAAAAGGAUUUAAUUUUAGUUUUUCUGUUGUUCGGAAGCUGUUGGAAUUGUUUAUGAUUGAAUUAUGACGCUAUUAUUGAUUAAAAAAUAUUGAAUAUUAGUUUAGUUUACAC
Paramacrobiotus metropolitanus is the source of this 1542-nucleotide messenger RNA. RefSeq names its product methylthioribose-1-phosphate isomerase-like. The coding region runs from base 119 to 1312 and encodes 397 amino acids. The transcript is spliced from 7 exons. Gene Ontology annotation, molecular function: S-methyl-5-thioribose-1-phosphate isomerase activity. NCBI's taxonomy places the organism in Eukaryota, Metazoa, Tardigrada, Eutardigrada, Parachela, Macrobiotidae. The record is from RefSeq and is a predicted model, not a curated record.